AUGCGUGGCCGAAAGUCUCAAGUCGUCGCCGAAAUCGCCGAAAUUCUCGGUAAUCUGUUUGCGGCGCCCGCGCCCAAUUCGGUAUUUGACUGUGUACCGAUACCAACGGUCGCCAUUGCUGACAGUUAUAAUCAUAAGGUUGUUAAUGUAGUCCGUUCGACAAAUUUGCAUCGAAUAUGCUCACACCUGAACGAGCGAUUUAUUGCUCUUCUGCACCACUCAAUACCGUAA
Anisakis simplex (herring worm) is the source of this 231-nucleotide messenger RNA. NCBI's taxonomy places the organism in Eukaryota, Metazoa, Nematoda, Chromadorea, Rhabditida, Anisakidae. The record is from the annotation of a GenBank genome assembly.